This is a messenger RNA of Macrosiphum euphorbiae (potato aphid), 327 nucleotides long. The record is from the annotation of a GenBank genome assembly. NCBI's taxonomy places the organism in Eukaryota, Metazoa, Arthropoda, Insecta, Hemiptera, Aphididae.
AUGGUCACUGCAUUAAGUAACAAAAGCUCAGAAGAUUAUAAAAAUCAAAUUAAAAUUGAUAUUUUAGAUGUAAAUUUUACCCAGAAAACUGUUGCUGAUUUUGUUAAUCAUAAAUUAAUUAAUUUUUUUAAUAUAUUGAUGAUACCAACUGAGUUUCUUAAGUCUGAUCCUGAAGAAUGGGAAAAUAUGCCAGAUUAUCAAUUAGGACCAAGUGUGGUUAAAAGUAUGAAAGUUGUCAAUGACUUUGCUGAAAGGGGACUGGCUCUAAUUCAAAAUUAUAAUUCGAUUCUUACAAAAAAUGAAAAUGAAAAACAAUUCCUCUUAUAA